Messenger RNA from Zeugodacus cucurbitae (melon fly), 6445 nucleotides. Its product is annotated as nyctalopin. The record is from RefSeq and is a predicted model, not a curated record. Lineage: Eukaryota; Metazoa; Arthropoda; Insecta; Diptera; Tephritidae. Gene Ontology annotation, cellular component: plasma membrane. The coding region runs from base 2547 to 4859 and encodes 770 amino acids. Gene Ontology annotation, molecular function: protein binding. The transcript is spliced from 8 exons.
CUAGAGUCGUGAGCCAGUGUGAAGCACUUGGCCACUACCAUGUGUGGCAUGUGGCAGUUGUAAACGAAUCGUGCGAACGUAAAGAUGUGCGACGCGCUUACUGUGUGAAUAAAUUACAUGAAAUCAUUGAAAAAGAAAACGAACACGGUGAAAUGUUUUGCCAGGCAAACAAAGUGCUGUGCAAGUAACGAGUGCGAGAGUUAGAAAUUGAAGUUUCGUCAUAAAAGUAAAGCAAAGCGUUUAUCAGUGAAAAGUUGAAAUUUAUUUGAAAUAUGAAUGCAAUUGAUUGUGGCACUUAGUGUGGGAAAAUCAGAAAAUCAUAAAACCAAUACAGCAAGCAAACUGAUAAGAGUUACGAAGUGAAGUGUAGCAAUAAUAAAUAGUCUCAAUAUACAGCGAGCUCCUCUGUGGCUGAUAAGUAGCGGUCAAAGUGCGUGUGGCGUUAUUACAAUCAACAACAGCAACAACACAUUAGUGGCUGCAUGCAAUCAUAUUUAUUUAAAGCAAAUCUCUAAUUGUGCAAGCGAGUGCGUGCGGUUCAGCGUGAGUUCAUUGCAGUCGAUAGCGGUGCGUCGCGUCAUUAUUAUGCCACAGCUGGAGUUUGACGAAUUGACCGCAACGAUAAUUGCACAAUUUAAGUAACUAUUUGUUGUUGUAAGUGACGCUUUAGAGUGCUGAUAAGCAUUUUUACGAGCUGUAGUGGCAAGUUGUUGCAAAAGUAUUGCACAUAGCGGUUGCAAGUUGCUAAACAAGAGUGUUGCAAGACAGUGUUGAGUGCAAAGAAUACUUUUCGCGUACGAAUGAAAGCUUGCGUUUUUUAAACGUUCAAAAUCGUGAAAAUAACUGUAAAUAACGGUACUUUGAAGUAAAAUCAAAUUUUAUGAAAAAUAAAAUAGAACUGCGAUAGAUUAAACCCACCGCUCGAUUAGACUGAUGUAAAAUAACGAGCUUUCUACUAGAUAAAAUCAGCAACUAAAACGAAAAAUUAGCCGGUUAACGGUACUUUAGAACUGUUUAAUGCCCAAAAGUAAACUGUAAGGCUUGCAAUUCUAUUAUUGUUUUUGUUUUAAUGCGAAUAUAAAAUACGGCAACGAGUGCAAAUAUUAUUUAAUUUAAUUAUUUGUUGAUUUUUUGAAAAAAUUUACAACAACAAUACAGCGAAAAAUUAUUUUAAUAUAAACAUUUUUUAAAAAUUCAAAAAAGCUGAUAACAUCAAGUGUGUGUGAAAAAAAAAAUAUUUUUAUAAAAAGCCAGCAACAAUUGUUUAUAUUCAUUUAUAUAUGAUUUUUGUGCUUGCUUUCGCAUUAAAUUGGUUUUAAUUCGAAUCGUUUUUCUAUUGUGCGCUAAAAUUUUUCAUAUCACAAGAAAACAAUAACCACAUAUAAAGAAAGAAAAAAAUUGAAAUUAAAAAAAAAAAAAUAAUACUUAAUCAAGGCACAAAUUUCCAUUAUUGUUGUUGGUAAGACGGCAUAAAUCGAUGCAAUAAUACUGAAAUCUUGAAAAAUACCACAUGCAAUACAACAAAAACAGCAAAAAGCGAUAAGCUCAUAAUACAUAAGUAGUGAAUAACUCAAAAAUUAAAAAAUUAAAAAAUCCAUCAAGCAAAGUUAUUGAAAUGUCAAAGAAGGUGAGCUGCUAGUCAAUCACGGCAAAAAAUCACAACAACAAAAAAAAAACACAAAUAGAUACACAUUUACUUAGCUCCCUUGACUACCGCUCACAAAAGCAAACAAAUACAAGAAAAAGCAACAAAAAAGCACACACACCAACAACAACAAAUAUACAACUACAAACAUACAUACACCUGUCAAUGUCUCGCGCAUCAACCUAAAAAGGAUUGUUUAAUUACAAGGCACGCACAGUUGAAUGCCUAAAGAAAAAAAAAAACAAAAAUCAACUACAACAACAACAAAAAACAAAUUAUAAAUUCGUAAAUAAUUAAAAACGGCCGUUGAGUAAAUGUGUCAAAAGGUGUAAAGCAAAUACCCCUCAAACUAGUGAGUCACAAAGCUAAAAUAAUAACCACAACAAAAACAAUAGCUAUAAAAGCCGCACAACAACUUCGCAACUAACUUCAAGUAUUGGCAAGGCAGUCGGUGGCAAAUCAAUUUUGCAAAUUAAAAGGUAUGUGAUACAACGUUGAUGGCUCUCUAAUUACAAACUUCCUCAAAAAAUCGAAUAAAAAGCGAAGUAUGUCAUGCAACACAAGAGUUUUGAUAAAAUUAAGAACCUACUUCUCAUAAAACUCUCCGAUCGGUAAACAUCUGAAAUUUCUUGGAAUUCUUUUUUCUAUUCUAAGUCACUGAUUGGACUUCAAAGCUGCGCAUAAUGUGAUGUGGCAUGCAACAUUUAAGUUUAUGUUAGCUAAAUGAAGUACUUCCAACAUCAUCGAGUCUUAAUCGACAUAAACUAAUUACAAAUUUGGCAUGUGCUCAACCUUCAACGUUCUCAACAAAUAUCUCAAGCUUGCGCAUCCAGCAUGCGCCUGAACUAAGCAGAGCCAAAUAAAAGAAACAAAAAACAUAUACAUAUAUACAAAAGCACAAAUGUGCCCACUGUACAUGACAGGCAUACCCUAUCAAAGCAAAGCAACAACAAAUAAAAUGGGCACACAAACAGUUUGCACAAGUCCAGUGAGAUGGACAAAAGCGAAGGCUACACAAAACAACAAAAGAACUACAACAAAUACGCUGAGCAACGCACAAAACCACCGAAAUCAGAGGCAAAACAGAGCAACAACAACAACUAGUUGGAGAACAAUAACAACAAUAAUGUUGCUCUGCACACUCACACUGCUGAGUUUUGUGACGCAAACGCAAGCCUUCUGCCCCUCAAAAUGUCAGUGCCUCAACGUGGAUGCGAACAGUCAUGCCUACUGUGUGGACGCCGCACUCGAAGAUGUGCCCAUCCAGCUGAAUCCGGAAACGAAAUACAUCAAUUUGACGCGCAAUCGUAUACGUAGUCUCGAAUUUACGCUGCCAUUUUAUAUGAAACUCGAAGUGAUCGAUUUGUCGCAGAAUCUGAUCGAUAAGUUGGGUUCAAAAAAUUUCGAAUAUCAAAAUGAUAUGCGCACACUGAAUUUGAGUCGCAAUUCGGUGAGCGCGCUGCAAAAGGACGCCUUUAAAGGGCUGAGUAAUUUGCUGGUGCUCGAUUUGAGUUAUAAUCGCAUUGAAGUGGCCGACGCCAGCGCCAUGAGUGAUCUCACGUCGUUGAUUAAACUCGAUUUGACCAAUAAUAAUAUUGUGAGUUUGGAGGAUAAUUGCUUUCACAAUAUGAUAUCGUUGGAGAUAUUGAUAUUCAAGAAUAAUCAGCUGUUGGAUGUGCCAUCGAAUAAUUUGCAGCAUUUGCAUGCGCUCAAAUCGCUGGAUUUAUCCGACAAUCUGGUGGAAUAUGUGCGUAAUGAUAGUUUCGAGGGGCUGCGUGAGUUGGUCAUGCUGACGCUGCGUGGCAAUGUGAUAUCCGAGUUGGAUUUGAGCGCUUUCGAGGGUCUGACGGCGUUGAAGCAUCUCAAUUUGGCUGAUAACAAUUUGACGAUGGUGCCUACACAACAGCUCUCAAAGUUAUCGAAUCUAACCUAUUUAUCGUUGAGCGGUAAUCGUUUUACACAACUGCCAGCGGUGGCUUUCAUGAACCUAUUUCACUUGCGUGAAUUGCAUUUGAAUCGUUUGGAUCAUCUCAAUCGCAUUGAUUCGAGAGCCUUCAUUGACAAUACGCAUCUACAGGCGCUCCACCUCAGCAACAAUCUGCAACUCUACGACAUACCGAUGCGUUUAUUCCAAGGCAAUCCGAAUGUACUGGAAAUCUACAUGCAAGGCAACAGCUUGCAGACACUCUACUCCGCACAAUUCCCUGUCGAUCAGCUGGAACGUCUCUAUCUCGGCGAUAACCCGUUGCAAUGUAAUUGCUCGCUACUCUGGCUGUGGCGUCUGGUCACCGGCAAUUUUGAUGGCGAGUCCAACAACGCAGGCGGUGGUGUGCAUGUCACACACCCGCAAGGCGAAGCGGCCGUAGCCGCGCUGGGUACAGCCGAUGCCGAUGCAGCGUCCACCGCCGCGGAAGCUUAUGUGGCACAACAGAAACCAACGCGGGUUAGUAGCAGCAGCAGCAGUAGCUCCACUAGCGGUUACCUACAACUCGAUAUCGAGCGCAUUGGCUGCGACAUCUGGCAGGAUAAUGUGCGCACGCGUCGCCAUCUAGUCGCCAUGUCGGAGGGUGAUAUCACCUGCCCCGCGCAUAUCGUGACCAUUGUGUGUGCGAUCUUCACACUGCUUCUGGUCUUCGCCAUCGGCGCGAGCAUCGUGUUUUAUCUGCGCUUCGUGAAGCGUCGCCGAAAGCUACUCCACGAUCGUUCACUCACUCGUUCGGGCAAAUCAAUUGUGAACGUACACGAUCGCAUAUUGCAACACCAACCGCUGAGCUCCGGAGGCGUUCUGGGUAUGAGCGUUGGCGGUCUCACCUAUCCACAUCACACGCUACAACAACAGGGUGGCACACAUCACGCCAUGUUGCCGCUGCAUUCGCACGAGUAUCAGCAAACGCUGCCGGCGCAAGUGGACAAGCUGGAAUUGGAACGAUAUUUGGCGGCGCAAGCGAUCGCCAAUGAGUAUCGUGCCUUGAAACCGUGGGAGUUGCCGCCAGUGAAGGAUGCGAAUGCCUACAGUGAUGAGCCGGAGCAUCUGUAUGAGAAAUUCGAUCACUACGACUAUCCGGACAUGCAGACGUUGAGCAAAUCGAAGCAGGCCACACUGAUGUCCAACAAUGACGGCUGCAACACCAACCACAGCGGUAAUGGUGUGGUGCUGAUGGGUAAGGGUGGCGCUGGUGGCACGGCGGCCAAGCCGCAUGUGGUCUACGUAUGACUCCCGGGUGGACAGGUCGGUGUCGGCGGCGCAGCAACGGGCAGUGCAAGCGAAGAGUGCGAAGGCGUAGAGGCCGAAGGCGAGCUGCGCUAUUGCCUCAACAACAACUAUAGUAGUUAUAUGAAAUUAGUUUAGAACGUGGAAGGUGUUGAAGAAGCGGGCCGACUGAAAGAGAAGGAGACUAGCGACGUAGGGCAAAAUUGGUGGCGUUGCAAAGAAGAGCGAAGAAAUGAAAUGGAGUUGCAAGUAAUUCGAAGAAAUUAAAAUCAAAUGCAAAAACCGUUAGCGCGAUACUUGUGUUUAAUAGAAAACAAAAACAAAAACAAUAAAUGUAUAAACAAAACUAAAAUCGUACGAAAGCAGCGAUAAAUCGAAACAAGGGUAUAUUUGUUAGCAACUAAGUUACAAACACAAUACAUAUAUACAUACACCAAUAAUAACAACAACACCGCAAACGUUAGGCAUUAUUAAUCGUAAUAUUUCGAACAAUUUCGAAAUAUUUUUCGAACAUCUAAUUUCCUGUUAAACUUAAGCGUUUAAGUAUACAUAUAUAAAUAUAUAGUAUAUAUUUGCAUAAGCGUAGCAAGAAAACAAUAUUAAAUGAAACAAGGGAUACGUAUAGUGUUAUAUAAUAGCUAAAUUACAAUAAGUGAAACACGAAAAAACACAACUACGAUUACAACAAAAAUACAAAAAUCGCUCGCGUACUGUGCAACAACAUAAUAGAGUUAUUAAAAUAAUAUUACAGAAAUGUUAACAUUAAUUGAUAUCCAUAAAAUAUACGGAGGUAUUGUAAAUGACACAGAGACAGCUUAAGUGCAUCAUUUGGGAACAGAAAUAAUAAAAUAAAAUUAAUAUUUAUUAUUUUGUUGAUCCAAUUUUGUAAUAUUGUAAAUCCCAACUGAAGUUUACGCCUACAUGUAGGCCACAGUUUCUUUCCAUUUACUUUUGGUGCAUAUUAUUCGACCUAAUUGGCGCCUAAAAUUUUACUAACGUCCCGAAUAUUCAUAUAAGAUAUAUAUUCACACUCUGGCAACUCCUAAUUUUAUAUUUGGUCCGGCUUUUAUAUAUAUAAUAUAGUCAAACUACCAGAAAAAUAUCACUUUUAAACCCCAUUGUGGCAAUACCGCAGAAUCCAGAAGCAUGCGGUUCUGCGCCUAAUUUAAUUUGAUGAUACUAUUAUACUUUAUACUAAUUGACGUCUGAGCGUCUUAAAUACGAGAAUGUAAAAAUUUCGUGCAGAAAAUGCUUCAAAAUUGUAUUAAUUUUCAUAUUGCCCCUAUGGGUAAGCAAUAAUUUUAAGCAAUUACUAUGAUUCCAUGCCAGCAGCAUUUUACUUAAAAACGCUUCUAACAAUGAGAUGGCGUAUGACUCACUCCGUCAGAUUUUCUUUCACCUAAAUAUAGGAUAGAGUUUACGAACCAAGAUAUAAAGAAAAAAUAACUGAAUGGUAGAUACAAAUUUUAGUAACAAAAUCUCAAUUAUAUGCAUCUAUUAGGCGCUCUAAAACUUUUUUCAAUAUUUUAUCAUCAUUAUUUAUGGAUAAAAAGUAUAUUUAAGUGCCUAAUUUGCUAACAGUAGAAAUC